Molecule: messenger RNA, 827 nt
Organism: Haliaeetus leucocephalus (bald eagle)
Lineage: Eukaryota; Metazoa; Chordata; Aves; Accipitriformes; Accipitridae
Gene: GLTP
Product: glycolipid transfer protein
Exons: 5
Coding region: 27-659 (210 amino acids)
Biological process (GO): ceramide transport; intermembrane lipid transfer
Cellular component (GO): membrane; cytoplasm; cytosol
Molecular function (GO): ceramide 1-phosphate transfer activity; ceramide 1-phosphate binding
Source: RefSeq, a predicted model, not a curated record
CGGGCCGGGCCGGGCCGGGCCGGGCCAUGGCGCUGCUGCUGGAGCACGAGUUCAAGCCGCUGCCGGCCGAUAAGCAGAUCGAGACGCUGCCCUUCCUGGAAGCUGUGGCGCACCUGCCGCCCUUUUUCGAUUGCCUGGGGACUCCCAUCGUCUACUCGCCAGUCAAAGCAGACCUGACUGGAAAUAUCAAGAAAAUCCGGGCGGUUUACGACUCCAACCCUGCCAAGUUCAAAACGCUGCAGAACAUCCUGGAGGUGGAGAAGGAGAUGCACGGCUCAGCCUGGCCCAAGACGGGCGCGACGCUGGCGCUGAUGUGGUUGAAAAGGGGCCUGAAGUUCAUGCUGGUGUUGCUGCAGAGCAUCUCCGAUGGCGAGCGGGACGAGGAGCAUCCGAACCUCAUCCGGGUGAAUGCCAUGAAGGCUUACGAGAUCGCGCUGAAGAAAUACCACGGCUGGAUGCUGCAGAAGCUGUUCAUGGGCUCAGUCUAUGCUCUUCCGUACAAAUCAGAUUUGCUGAAGGCAUUAGAGAAAGGUAAAGACGUCAAAGAGGAGGAAAGCAUAGAGAAGAUUCAUCAGUUUCUCUUGAGGGUCACUCCCAUCCUGGAUGCGAUUUAUGAGAUGUACACAAAGAUGAACGCCGAGCUGAGCUACAAAGCCUAAGGCUUGCACGGGACUGGCAGGGCUGAAAUAAGGUGUGACGGGUGCUACCUGUGUCUUAAUCACUGAGGCAGCCAGGGCUGCUCCCGGCUGUCAGGCGACUUUGAUUCUCCUCUGGAUCUGCAGUGGAUAACCUGUUUUCUUAAAAAAGAAAAAAAAAAUUCAUUUUCU